Alternaria alternata is the source of this 2001-nucleotide messenger RNA. RefSeq names its product nucleotide-diphospho-sugar transferase. The coding region runs from base 1 to 2001 and encodes 666 amino acids. Lineage: Eukaryota; Fungi; Ascomycota; Dothideomycetes; Pleosporales; Pleosporaceae. Gene Ontology annotation, cellular component: cytoplasm. Gene Ontology annotation, molecular function: glycosyltransferase activity. The transcript has 5 exons. The record is from RefSeq and is a predicted model, not a curated record.
AUGGCACAGCCACUCGAGGAUGCGUACAUUACGCUUCUUAUGAGCGAUUCCUACCUACCGGGCGCAGUCGUUCUUGCAAACUCUCUGCGCGAUGCCGGAACCACCAAGAAGCUUGCUGUGCUCGUCACUAUGGAGACGCUAUCGGCUGAUACCAUCUCGGAGCUCAAGGCGCUUUACGAUUACCUGAUUCCUGUCGAGCGCAUACGAAACUCCAAUCCCGCGAACCUCUAUGUCAUGGGGCGGCCCGAUCUGGCUUUUGCCUUCACCAAGAUUGCUCUCUGGAGACAGACGCAGUUCCGCAAGCUCGUGUACCUCGACGCAGAUGUGGUAGCUCUGAGGGCCUUGGACGAGCUGUUCGACAUUGAGGCUUCGUUUGCUGCAGCGCCAGAUAUCGGCUGGCCAGAUGCUUUCAACAGCGGUGUCAUGGUUAUCAAACCAGACAUGGGCGAAUACUGGGCUCUCCAGACCAUGGCAGCGACUGGUGACAGUUUCGAUGGCGCAGAUCAAGGCUUACUGAACCAGUAUUUCGAACACCGUCCCUGGCAACGAUUGAAGUUUACUUACAACUGCACGCCAAACGCCGAAUACCAAUGGGAGCCAGCAUACCGCUACUACAAGCGCGACAUUGCCGCUGUCCACUUUAUCGGCAAGAACAAGCCUUGGUCAGGCCACCAUGCGGGUGGAAACGGCGUCUAUGGAGAACUGGUAGCGCGAUGGUGGGCGGUGCAUCAGAGACAUUUACACAAGGCAAAGGGGGGCCAACGAGCUGGUGAGGCAAAGAGCACUCAUGGUGACUCCGGGCUUUCUUCCUCGUCUAUUCCUGUUCCUAUCGAGGCCUCUGCCGUUAUAACCGAGCCACCUAUGACCGAACCUGGAGAUGAGAUUCAGAAUAUUGACCAAGGUAUAAUAGAGCCAACCCCUACGGUCGAACAACGCAAGUUCUCUGCGCCUGAGAUGCAGUGGGAUGCAACCAAGUUCGAGCCACCAGCGCAGUCGAGACCCGAAGCUGCCAACUUCCCUACCCAAACGUACACUUUCAGUGACAGCCGGUCGCUCUUCAAGGCUCCAAGCGCCUACCCGGAAGCGCCGCGGGACAUGUGGUACCAGGUCCCAGAAACCAGGCCCAAACCUGCCGAGAGGCCUAAGCCUAUCUUUCCAUGGGAGCAAGAGGUGGACAGGCCAAAGCCGACGCGUGUGUUUGCUGAAGACCUGUCACCAGAACCGACACCUACAGUAAUGUCCCCGACACACGCGUUUUCAACCGUACAUUACGAUGAGAGUGAUAAAACAGCUCCAACCGGAGUGGAUAGAGUUAGAAGCCCUGCAAACGCUUCUGCCUCGAAUUUUGCUGACCAAGGUUGGCAGUCCUACCAGCAUAGUGGCGUAAAUGCCUGGGAUAAUGUUCCAGGUAUCGAUAGCUACGUUCGUGCCAUAUCGGACAUGAGUGGAAUACGGGGCAAGAACCAGUCCCUACGCCAGACCACAGGCACGGAUGAUAUCAGUUCGCCCAUAUUGGAACGUAGGAACCGUCGCGAGAGCCUUAUUCUCACUGAUUUCCCGUCUGCAGUAGAGCGACCGAGCCUUCCUGUGACACCUGCACCAGUCCGUCGUCCGAUGUUCUGGGGCGAAGAGAGAAACCAAGCAGGUGAACUACCUUCUGCUACAGGAGUGCCGGAUCAGACCGAAUGGAACCCCGAGGAGAAGCUUGACCAGCUACGGCGUUCAUCUCUGAUCGAGUUUGAGCAUCUGAAGAAAGACGAGCACCCUAACCCCCCGAUGCGUGCGCUACCCGAGCAUUCAGUCGUUGAGAAGAAAGAAGCAGGCACUUCAUUUGGGCUUGAUGGGGCAAAUGACCAGGCUGUUCCAGGGUCUUUCCCGCACGUCGCAGAAAAGGACUUUGCUAGCAGCAUGACCUUUACUGUACCCACCUUCGAUGAUGGUACUUCAGCCGACGUCCAAGCUGCGGGAGACGAACUCAGUCCGACACAGAGUAGGACCUAG